CAGCAACAAGUGCCAGCAAUAGAGACUCAAAGCCGGUCUCUGUUUUGUUUGCGGCAGAGGGACGACUACUUCAUUGUCUCAGUUCAUCACCGAUCCAGCAGAUUCACCCGGCAAACACACACACACACGACCGACCUGACCACCUUGCCUACCUACCGACCGACCUACCUACCUACCUAGGCUAUUGUUCUACCUUACCGUCUUGCACUACAGUAGUAGUCCCGAGGAACGUACCCACCUCCUGGUUCUCGAGGCGACCUACUAGCUGGCUGCCUGCUUGCCUGAGAGCCCCGCCCCCUCACCCUGCACGUCCAUUUGUGACAGCGCUUGACCGAUCGAGGAUUUCGGCUACAUGAGUGGCAGCAACAACACGCAGACCACGGACAACGUGGCUGGUAGUAAACGGCGCAGUCUCUCUGGUCAAGGAGGACUGUUGGGCAGGAUGUUCGGCUCCAAGGAGAACAACAGCAACAACAACAGCAGUAACAACAACAACAGCAGCGGCGGCGGCAGCAGCAGCGCCGGCUCCGGCAGUCGGGAACCGCUCGACAUCAAUGCCGCCAACAGCAACAUCAAUCAGGGCGCCGAUGGCAGCGGCAAUAGCAACGACUCACCCCGAACUCCCAACAUGCACAACGGCAACCAGACUCAGCCCAUUCGAGAGGAGGGCCAAGAUGCUGUUAGCAAUGAGAUGCGCAGUCCGACACGUAAGGAGUCGCAGGAGCAGGGCAACUCGAAACGUCGUAGCAGCGGCGUUGGACGCGCUGGCGACCUCUUCAACCGCGCGAAGCAAGCAUUGGGCGGCUCACCGGACAAUAAGUCGUCCUCGCACCAGACUCCAAUGCAGAAGCUGGGCCGCACAGAUCCUGCACUGAGCGUGCCUGCUGGGUCAUUGAACAACUCUGCUGGAGAGUCUGCGCCUGGCCCACGAUCUACGUUCCGUGUUGGCGUGACCGAGGAUAAGAACAAGAAAUGCAGACGUACUAUGGAAGAUACUCACGCCUACCUCUACAACUUUCUGAGUACACCCGCCCCAGCCUUGGGCCCGGACGGCGGUUCCAACAAGCCUCUUUCUCAGUCGCAGUCUCGAGAUUCGGCUGUGUCAGAAGGUACGCAGAAUAGCACUAGAGAAGUUGUGGAGACAGAUAAUGGGUACUUUGCAAUCUUCGAUGGGCACGCAGGCACUUUUGCAGCCGAGUGGUGCGGGAAAAAGGUGCAUUUGUUAUUGGAGGAGAUUAUACGCAAAAAUCCCAAUACGGCGAUUCCUGAGCUCCUGGACAUGACCUUCACGACGGUCGACCAACAGCUGGAGAAGCUUCCUCUUAAGAACAGCGGUUGCACAGCUGUGCUCGCUGUGCUUCGUUGGGAAGACAGGAUACCAAACUCGCAAUCCGCGACAGGUUCGACUGCUCUUGCACCCGCAACAGCCGAGUCGCAGAAUGUGGAACGCACGGUGCAACAGGCAUCCCGUCAGAGAGUUCUCUAUACCGCCAAUGUCGGCGAUGCUCGAAUCGUUCUUUGCCGCAACGGUAAAGCCCUUCGGCUGUCCUAUGACCACAAGGGCAGUGACGAGAACGAAGGGAAGCGUAUCGCAGGUGCUGGCGGGCUCAUCCUUAAUAAUCGCGUCAAUGGAGUGCUUGCCGUUACACGUGCUCUGGGCGAUGCGUAUAUGAAAGAUCUGGUCACCGGACACCCGUACACCACAGAGACAGUAAUCCAGCCCGAUAUGGAUGAAUUCUUGAUACUGGCGUGUGAUGGCCUUUGGGAUGUCUGCUCCGAUCAGGAAGCUGUGGAUCUGGUUCGCAACCUUCAAGAUCCCCAAGCUGCCUCCAAAGCACUGGUUGACCACGCGCUUGCCCGCUUCUCGACCGACAACCUGUCGUGCAUGGUGGUCCGCUUCGACAACAGCAAGCUCCAAGCCACGCAACAACAGAGCGAUAUCGGUGUCGAAGGUGACGCGUCUAGCAGAGGUGGUGUGACAGAAGCCGAUGCCAUUGUCAGCGAAAGCAAAAGUUUCAUCGAGGCCGGUGGCGAUCCAUUGGCAGUCAUCAACAAGCCAACCACCAACGAGAUGAUGGCGGAUGUGGAGCAGAACCAGGAAGGAGGGCCCGAACUCAAUCCUGCGGCACUUGAGCAUGCAAGGAACGAUAGCAAGCCGCCACUCAUGCAUGAUGGUCCCCCUACUCCGGCGACCGAAAACCCGGCGAAUGGCGCAAACAUGGCCAACGCAAUGGCCGAGCAUCAAGUUCAGACCGGCGACGGGCUAUCGGGAUAUCAAGGUGGCAGUCAGGCACAACAGGAUUACGGCAGUCAACAGAGGUAAUGACUUAUACGAUGGCGGGUAUGAGAUUCUUGGGGAAAUGCUGCACAUACGAUAACGAAUGGCUGGGAUCGGAAGGUGUCAUGAGGGAGAUGAACCAGUCAGUCUACAAGGAGUAUCACGGCGCAUCGAUGAUUCCGCGCGCAGUGUAUGUAAUAACAUAGCUGAAAUUGGAAUUAUAGACGGCAGACACUAGGAGGUAC
Messenger RNA from Sphaerulina musiva SO2202, 2523 nucleotides. Its product is annotated as PP2C-domain-containing protein. Gene Ontology annotation, biological process: protein dephosphorylation. Bases 353 to 2323 code for a protein of 656 amino acids. The transcript is spliced from 4 exons. NCBI's taxonomy places the organism in Eukaryota, Fungi, Ascomycota, Dothideomycetes, Mycosphaerellales, Mycosphaerellaceae. Gene Ontology annotation, molecular function: cation binding; protein serine/threonine phosphatase activity. The record is from RefSeq and is a predicted model, not a curated record.